This is a messenger RNA of Hirsutella rhossiliensis, 840 nucleotides long. Its product is annotated as mitochondrial biogenesis. The record is from RefSeq and is a predicted model, not a curated record. The coding region runs from base 1 to 840 and encodes 279 amino acids. The transcript is spliced from 4 exons. NCBI's taxonomy places the organism in Eukaryota, Fungi, Ascomycota, Sordariomycetes, Hypocreales, Ophiocordycipitaceae.
AUGAGCCAGCAUCCGACUCAACAGCAGGCCCCGUUCUACGCCUCUCCGCCACCCUUUUCCAAUGGCGGGGCUCCAUACCCGCCCGACAAGGCAUCGGGCCAGCAAUCUGGGGUCGGGACCCCACUGCCGACCGGCCAUUUGGUAGGCCCCGGCACCGGCGUCGCUGCCGAUGACGUGGGUAACUUCCACGGAGGCAGCUACCGCAUCAGCCACCGCGACUCAAACACCGUCCUAAGCGUUAACCUCGCAGGGGGCUGCCCCUUGGACGCAAAGCCCGGGGCCAUGAUUGCAAUGUCGCCCACCGUUUCCCUCAAGGGUCAGGUCAAAUUCAGCUUCAAGAAGGUGCUUGCCGGCGCCGAACUAAGCGCAUCCACGUUUACCGGCCCGGGCGAGCUGCUUCUCGCCCCCCCCACGCUCGGGGACAUUACAAGCAUCCCACUUACGGGCAACGAGACCUGGUCCGUGGGCAAGGACGCCUACCUGGCCUCGACUCAGGGCGUUUUCAAAGACUAUAAGCGACAGGGGCUAGGCAAGGCCUUCUUUAGUGGCGAGGGUUUGUUUGUAUACAAAAUCAGAGGCACGGGAAUAAUUUGGGUCACCAGUUUUGGUGCCAUCAUCAGGAAAAACAUCAUGCCCAGGGAGGAGUACAUUGUCGACAACGGCCACCUUGUUGCCUGGAACACCAAGUAUGUGCUGGAGCGAGUCGGGUCCGGCUUCAUGUCCAACUUUGCCUCUGGCGAGGGGCUGGUGUGUCGAUUCACCGGCCCAGGCACCGUCUUGAUCCAAACCCGGAACCCCGAAGCAUUCAUCUCGUAUAUUGGCCAAGGGUUGGCCGAGUAG